AUGGGUCCUGGGGUGACCUGUCCGUGGGGCAGCCAGCUUUCUGGCUUCCAGGCGAGGACUUGGACGGAGCCUGUGGUGGCCUUAACCCAGGUGGCCGGCUCCCUCUACGAUGCAGGGCUGCUCCUGGUAGUGAAGGAGGCCUUCGCACCUGAGGCUGGAGGCUCCUCCAAUUACAGUGCCAGCCAGUCGCUUAGGGGGCACCAGGAGGACCAACAGCAGAAGGCCAUUUCCAAUUUCUACAUCAUCUACAACCUUGUGGUGGGCCUGACGCCCCUGCUGUCCGCCUAUGGACUGGGCUGGCUCAGUGACCGUUACCAUCGCAAGAUCUCUAUAUGUACCUCGAUGCUGGGCUUCCUGCUGUCCCGCAUCGGACUCCUGCUCAAAGUGAUGCUGGACUGGCCAGUGGAGGUGAUGUAUGGAGCAGCGGCGCUCAACGGGCUCUGCGGGGGCUUCUCCGCUUAUUGGUCCGGGGUCAUGGCACUGGGAUCCCUGAGCUGCUCCGAAGGCCACCGCUCCUUGCGCCUCAUUGUCAUCGACUUGGUCCUGGGCUUGGCCGGGUUUUGUGGGAGCAUGGCCUCGGGGCACCUCUUCAAGCAGAUCGUUGGGCACUCAGCGCAAGGCCUCCUGUUAACUGCCUGCGGCGUGGGGUGUGCGGCCCUUGCGCUUUUCUACAGCCUCUUUGUGCUGAAAGUCCCCGAGUCUGUGUCGGAACCCAGCAAGGUGUACACCGUAGAUACGGUGUCUGGCAUGGUAGGCACCUAUCGAACUCUGGAUCCAGACCAACUAGACAAGCAGAAUGCACCAGGAAGCCCUCCGGCUCCUGGGAAAGGGAAGCCCUCCCGAACCAUCGUUGCCCUGCUAUUUGUCGGAGCCAUCAUCUAUGACCUGGCCGCUGUGGGCACAGUGGAUGUCAUGGCCCUUUUUGUGCUAAAGGAGCCUCUCAGUUGGAACCAAGUGCAGCUGGGCUAUGGGCUGGCUUCUGGGUACAUAAUCUUCAUCACCAGCUUCUUGGGUGUCUUAGUCUUCUCCCGCUACUUCCGGGACACUACGAUGAUCAUAAUCGGGAUGGUUUCCUUUGGGUCUGGAGCCCUUCUCAUGGCCUUUGUGAAGAAGACAUACAUGUUCUACAUUGCCCGAGCCAUCAUGAUGUUUGCACUCAUCCCCAUCACCACCAUCCGAUCAGCCAUGUCCAAACUCAUAAAGGACUCUUCCUAUGGAAAGGUGUUCGUCAUAUUGCAGCUGUGCCUAGCUCUGACUGGGGUGGUGACAUCCACCAUAUUUAACAAGAUCUAUCAGCUCACCCUGGAUAAGUUCAAUGGCACCUGCUUUGUUCUAUCCUCGUUUCUCUCCUUCUUGGCCAUUGUCCCAAUUGGCAUUGUGGCCUACAAACAAGUCCCGAGGUCAUCACAAGAAGAAAGUGCAGAGAAAUGA
Psammomys obesus (fat sand rat) is the source of this 1431-nucleotide messenger RNA. RefSeq names its product solute carrier family 46 member 2 (gene Slc46a2). Gene Ontology annotation, molecular function: transmembrane transporter activity. Gene Ontology annotation, cellular component: membrane. NCBI's taxonomy places the organism in Eukaryota, Metazoa, Chordata, Mammalia, Rodentia, Muridae. The transcript is spliced from 4 exons. Gene Ontology annotation, biological process: transmembrane transport. Bases 1 to 1431 code for a protein of 476 amino acids. The record is from RefSeq and is a predicted model, not a curated record.